This is a messenger RNA of Aphidius gifuensis, 992 nucleotides long. Its product is annotated as UMP-CMP kinase-like. Gene Ontology annotation, molecular function: ATP binding; UMP kinase activity. Lineage: Eukaryota; Metazoa; Arthropoda; Insecta; Hymenoptera; Braconidae. The record is from RefSeq and is a predicted model, not a curated record. Gene Ontology annotation, cellular component: cytoplasm; nucleus. The transcript is spliced from 3 exons. Gene Ontology annotation, biological process: 'de novo' pyrimidine nucleobase biosynthetic process; UDP biosynthetic process; CDP biosynthetic process. The coding region runs from base 94 to 753 and encodes 219 amino acids.
GUGCCGCUCGGGCACUCGUAGUAAAUACUUAAAUAGUCGUCGCUGCCUUGCAAGUUGCAAGUUGCAACAUGCCUUAAUAGAUUACUCAAUACUAUGCUUAUGUCAAACAUAUUUCGUGUAUCAGAAUUUAGUCGUUUGUUAUUUUUGAAAAUGCAAAAACCAGAAGUUAUAUUUGUACUUGGAGGACCCGGUGCCGGAAAAGGUACGACCUGUCAAGAUAUCGUCAAUAAAACAAAUUGUAUACAUUUAUCAGCUGGUGAUUUACUUCGUGAAGAGCGUACUAAGCCUGACUCAGAGUUUGGUGAUUUAAUUGAAGGUCAUAUAAAAAAUGGCACAAUUGUUCCAGUCGAAAUUACAUGUAGCCUAUUGAAUCGAGCAAUGCAAAAUUCAUCAUCUCCUGAUAAACAUUUUUUAAUCGAUGGAUUUCCUAGAAACCAAGACAACCUUGAAGGUUGGACUAAAGAAAUGUCUGACAAAGCUAUAGUCCGAGGUGUUAUUUAUUUGGAGUGUAGUCAAGAAGUGUGUACACAGCGUUGUAUUCAUCGCGGACUGAAAGGAAGUGGUCGAAGUGAUGAUAAUGCAGUGUCAUUGAUAAAACGUCACGAAACAUUUAUAUCUGAUACAAUACCAAUCAUCAGAUUCUAUGAAAAUAAUGGACUUCUAUGGAAAUUCAAUUCUAUGAGAGCUCCGAAAGAAGUAUUUGCUGAUGUUUAUUCUAAACUGCAAGAUAUUGGUUGGAUAAAGAAAGAAUAGUUCAUUUUAAAGUGUUUCCGGAAAUAGGCUUAUGGCAAAAUUGUGCUAACGCUAUUAUUUGUUUUUCGGAUUUCAAGUGCUACCUUUAUUGAAUUUUUACUUAUUUACAAACAUUCCGUGAUAUAGAAUUUUUUAUCGCAUGCUUAAUAGGUUUACGUCUGAACCAUGUAAAGGAGAUGUAGUAUAUGUUACAUCGUUAUCAAUGAAAUAAAGUUUGAAAUAUCCGCAUUCAAAAGUUA